This is a messenger RNA of Anthostomella pinea, 444 nucleotides long. The record is from the annotation of a GenBank genome assembly. NCBI's taxonomy places the organism in Eukaryota, Fungi, Ascomycota, Sordariomycetes, Xylariales, Xylariaceae.
AUGGCGGCUCCCGCUGUCGUAGCCUGGCUCGCGUUUGGAAGCGGUGUUGGAGGCACUGUUGUUAGUGCUGGAGCUUUCGGCGUUGCACUUCGGGCGAUGCGUAUUAACCUUCGCUCUCUCGAAUUCAAUAUCAGAAGUAGAGAUAUCGAUGACCUACGGAAACAGGCGGAAUACCUCGAGGACUCUAUCACAGCCAGUUUGGAGGCCCUUGAGAAGAGGUUCCCUGAUAACAAGCACACGUGGCCAUUCACACUCAAGAAAGCUCAGCUGCAACGCUCCCUGGCCCUCAAAGAGCAGAAGCUACGCAAGAAGGCCGAGGCAAGAAGAAGACCAGGAAGGAAGAUGAACAAGUGUACAUUACCUUACUUCAGCGGACCCGAAUCCUACGGCCACUUCACACACCACACAGUCUUUGCAAAAUACACCAGCAUACGCCACGUCUGA